AUGUCUGCCCUCCUCGAGGAUCUCAAGGCUGCUACUGCGCUCAAGGACGUAGUGCUGCCAGCGGCGGCGGCAGAGUCGUCAUCUGCGGGUGAGGCAGUCAUGGCGGACCAGGUUGGCUCGUCGUCGUCGUCGGCGGCCAAGCCCGGUAGUGACAUCGCUGCCGAGCUCGACGCCCAGCUCUCGACGAGCAUCGAUCUGCUGCUGAAGGAGUACAAUGAAGUGCUCGCCACCCGCGGCUGUCCCCAGGCCGCGCUGUGGAUGCAAUCCUUCGCCACGGCCUUCUCGAGUCUGCGCAGCUUUGGCGACGACGUCGUCAAGCUCGUCAAGUUCAGCGCAGACUUCUACGUCGAGGGCGCUGUCACGCUCGAGGCCGCAGCGGCGCAGUUUCCAUCGGAGCGCGCAGAGUCGAUUCCGGCCGUUGUGCGUGAGCUGCGUCGUCUCGCAGGACGCAGCACCUUGCAGGAGCCAGCGCCGCCCGAGCACCCUGCCUGGGCUCCCACUGAGAAGGGACGCCGACUGCGCGCCGCGCUCGCCGCUCAGCCUCCCCGUGGAGAGCCGUCGCCAUACGCUAUCUGUCCUGAAGACGACUCGGAUGGCGAGGAGUAG
Messenger RNA from Tilletiopsis washingtonensis, 606 nucleotides. RefSeq lists its product as hypothetical. The record is from RefSeq and is a predicted model, not a curated record. The coding region runs from base 1 to 606 and encodes 201 amino acids. NCBI's taxonomy places the organism in Eukaryota, Fungi, Basidiomycota, Exobasidiomycetes, Entylomatales. The transcript has 2 exons.